Messenger RNA from Ooceraea biroi (clonal raider ant), 1835 nucleotides. RefSeq names its product pre-mRNA processing factor 31 (gene Prp31). Gene Ontology annotation, cellular component: precatalytic spliceosome; U4/U6 x U5 tri-snRNP complex; U4 snRNP. The record is from RefSeq and is a predicted model, not a curated record. Lineage: Eukaryota; Metazoa; Arthropoda; Insecta; Hymenoptera; Formicidae. Gene Ontology annotation, biological process: spliceosomal tri-snRNP complex assembly; mRNA splicing, via spliceosome.
UUUUGUGGCAUGUAAAUAUUGGUAAACAUCAGUAACCCGAGUUGAUGUGCACUUGUGCGACUGAUUGUUGUAUUAUAUGCAAUUUAUACUGUACCGUCUUCAUACCAGUUGGUACUGUGACCUGUUCGCGUUCGCAAGCAUCAAGUUGGACACUGCGAUAAAUAAUUAAAAAUAACUAAUUUAUAACACGGCACACACAAAAUGUCUUUAGCGGACGAACUUCUUGCCGAUCUCGAGGAAAAUGACGACGCAGAUGCUUUUGAGGAAGAACCGGAGCCAAACUUUAUCCCGGCUUCCGUUUCCAAAUCUUUAGAAGAAGAAAUAAAGGUAUCCUCUGUGCGAGAGUUGGCUAAGUUAUGUGACUCGGAACGAUUACAGAAGGUGAUGAUAGAAAUUGACAAACACAGUAAAACACCUAGGAAAUCAGCCGAUAUUGUGGGACCGGUAGAAUCUGACCCAGAAUAUCAGUUAAUCGUGGAAGCUAAUAAUAUGACCGUAGAUGUUGACAAUGAGAUUGCCGUUAUACAUAGAUUUACUAGAGACAAGUAUUCAAAACGAUUUCCAGAGUUGGAAUCCUUGGUAGUAGGACCACUGGAAUAUGUAAUGACUGUAAGGGAAUUAGGGAAUGAUUUGGAUAGAGCCAAAAACAAUGAAACAUUGCAACAAUUUUUAACUCAAGCUACGAUUAUGGUCGUUUCCGUAACAGCGUCAACCACACAAGGCCAACUACUGACCGAGGACGAGAAAAAUGCCAUUUGCGAAGCUUGCGACAUGGCAGUAGAAUUGAAUAACUGUAAACUAAAAAUAUUUGAAUACGUAGAAAGCAGAAUGGCAUUCAUCGCACCGAAUCUGUCAAUAAUCGUCGGUGCAUCAACAGCCGCCAAGAUUAUAGGUGUUGCGGGCGGUCUGACAAAGCUCUCCAAUAUCCCAAGUUGUAACCUUUUAGUCUUGGGAUCUCAAAAGACUACGCUGUCUGGAUUCUCACAAGUCGCUACGUUGCCUCACACGGGAUUCAUAUAUUAUUCUGAUAUCGUGCAAGACACAUCUCCUGACCUACGGAGGAAAGCAGCAAAGCUAGUAGCGACGAAGAGCACGCUAGCAGCCAGAGUGGACGCUCGCCACGAGUACGCGGACGGUCAUUUCGGCCAGGUGUUGCGCGAAGAGAUCGAGAAGAAGUUGGAUAAGUUGCAGGAGCCGCCGCCCGUGAAGUUCGUGAAGCCUCUGCCGAAGCCGAUUGAUCCCGGCCGCAAGAAACGCGGUGGUAAACGCGUGCGAAAGAUGAAGGAGCGUUACGCGAUCACCGAGUUCAGGAAGUAUGCCAACAGGAUGAACUUCGCUGAUAUUGAAAAUGAUGCUUAUCAGGAGGACCUUGGUUACUCGCGGGGAACAAUUGGCAAAGCCGGCGCAGGUCGAAUCAGACUGCCACAGGUCGAUGAGAAGACGAAAGUCAGGAUAUCCAAAACGUUACAGAAGAAUUUGCAAAAGCAACAACAAUGGGGAGGAAGCACCACCGUCAAAAAGCAAGUCUCUGGCACCGCUUCGAGCGUGGCAUUCACUCCUUUACAGGGUCUUGAAAUUGUCAAUCCGCAAGCUGCAGAGAAAAAGGUGAACGAAACAAACGCAAAAUACUUUUCAAAUACAGCUGGUUUCCUGAAGGUCAAGAAAUCUUGAACAGUUAAUUCUGUGCGCGAUCGAGAGGAGACAAAUGACAACAAUAAAAUUUAUUAUAACUAGAAGAUAUAAUUGUAGAACGAGUUCUCAAAUAGCAAGAGCAAUUAGUUGAGCACCAAAUAUGUAACAACAAAGUUUUUAUAAAAUAUAUACUAUAAAAUAUA